AUGAGCACCGAGUGCAGGGCGGCGCCGAGCUGCGGCUCCCCGGCUCACCACAGCAGGUUCUGCCCUUUAGUUGUGAGCGGGAGUCGGAAGAAGUUCGGAGUUAAAAAGAUAAAUUACUUUUCUGCAGUUAGUAAUGGGUGGAAGAAACCGGACAAACAGUGCAGACAUGAAAUGAACAGUCCUCACUCAAACCAUCGCCAACAGAAUUCCACUCAGUGCACAUCGGAAUUGGACAAAGUUUAUGUGCAUAAUUAUAACAAUGUCAUGGAAAAAGGGUUUUCAAAAAAUGAUAAUUUGCUGCAGAAAUUAAAAAAGACCAAGGAAUCAUACACAAUCCUGAUUGAACAGCUGGAGGAUAUGAGCAUGAUGCAAAACGGAAGAUACAGGCAGGUUCAAUCGUCUCCAACAAAACCUGCUGAUGUCACAGUACCCAAACCAACAAUUUGCUGGAGUGAACAAGCUUCCAUUAUAAGUAACAGUUACAGAAUUUACUCAAGAGAGAGACUGGGAAAAUCCUCGAAACAAUAUUUAAUGAAUUCUAUAAAGGAGAAACUUGACAGCCUGAGCAACAGUCUUCCAACCUCAGCUCGAAAUAGAAGAGUGAACAGUGCUCCAAACUGCACUUCUAAAUCGACAGCCAACUGUUAUGAAGAAAAAGAAGCACUGGACAGAAAUUUCUCUUGUCCUUUGAUUUUGGAUAUUACUGAAAAUUAUACCACUCCAUCCGAUAGCACGUAUGACAAUGAUCCACCAGGAACCAAACAACCAUAUAAUGCUUUUCAAAAGAGCCAUUUGCAGCAGUUGAACUUAGUCCUCAGACCAGAGCUUAUGGAAACUGAAAAGAGAUCUUCCAGCUCCAGCCUUUACCCAGAAAAUGAUGUGUCUACCUACCCUGACAUUCUCCCAGCACCGUUUGUCAGUAUGAACUUUAGUGAAUUGAUGGAGAACCCUCAAUGGAAGACAUUUCUAUCUAUAAGACCAAAUGAACAAUUACAACGACUGAUAAAUCGCCUUACACAGAUGGAAAAGAUGCAGCUUAACACAAUAGAAAUUGAGAAGAGCAAAGUCACUGAGGCGUGGCUGUCCACUUCUGCUGGCACAUGUCCAGUAAAUAGGGUUAAAAUAAACAGAAAAUCUCAAAAUGAUCAUCUUACUCAUAUAACCUCAGCUCAUCCUGCUGAUUGCCUCAAGAAAUCUGCUAAUCACCCUAUCCAGGACCAGAAUUCACACCAUAUCGGGUCUUGGGAUUUGUGCAACUAUUCUCCAGAGCCUCGAGUAUUCAAAAGUCAACUUGGAAGUGAUUGGAAUGUUGAUGAGAACUUGAAUAGAGCCAUAUGUGUCUCUAACCAGUUAACAUUAGAAGAGCCAUUCGCAGGCUGUGCCAGUACUGAAGCCAUAGUAUUACAGAAGCCUAUCUCAAUCUAUGUCAGUCCUGAUAUCAUGGCUUUAGAAGAGCAUAACUCAACUUAUGCCAAUAGUGAAGCAUUAGGCGAUUCCACCUCAAGUUCCGACCAUAGUGACGUCAUAACAUUAGAAGGGUCCACCUCAAGUUGCGCCAGUACUGAAGUUUUAGUAUUACAAGAGUGCAUAUCAAGCUGUAGCAGUACUGAAACCAUAGCGUUGGAAAUGCCCAUCUCAAGCCAUGGAAGUACUAAAGCCAGAGCAUUAGAAGAGUCCACCUCAAGCUAUGGAAUUAGUAAAGCCAUAGCAUUAGAAGAACCAAUCUCAAACUAUGGCAGUAGUAAAGCCACGUCAGUCAAUGUGUCUAACUUGAGCGGUGACAGUGCUGAAGCUAUAGCAUUAAAGGAGUCUCUCUCAAGUAAUCCCAAUACUAAAGCCAUAGCAUCACAAAAGCCUAGCUUGAACUAUGAAAGUAGUGAAGGCACAAGUUUCAAAGAAUCCAUCUUAAACGGUGACAGUGCUGAAGCCAUAGCAUCCAAAGAGCCUCUGUCACAUUACAACAAUAUUGAAACCAUAGCAUUAGAAAACACAAUCUUGAGCUAUACCAGUACUGAAGCUAAAACAACACAUAUACCUGCCUGGAACUUUGAAACUAGAAAAGCCAAAACAGAAUAUAGAUUUGCCUGGAGCUAUUGGAGUACAGAUGUCAAAACAAGGUGUAGACCAGCCUGGAACUAUGGAAUUAAUGAAGCCAAAACAGAAGGUAGACCUUACGGAAGUACUGAAUCCCAAAAAGAUCAUAUGUCUGCCAGGAAUUUCGGAAGUGCUGAAUCCAAAAAAGAACAUAGACCCCCCGGGAAUUACAGAAGUACUGAGUCCCAAAAACAUAGACCUGCCUGGAAUUAUGGAAGUACUGAAUCCAAAAAAGAUUAUAGAUCUGCCUGGAAUUAUGGAAGUACUGAAUCCAAAAAAGAUUAUAGAUCUGCCUGGAGUUAUGGAAGUACUGAAUCCAAAAAAGAUAAUAGAUCUGCCUGGAAUUAUGCAAGUACUGAAUCCAAAAAAGAUCACAAACCUGCCUUGAGUUAUGGCAAAACAGAAGUCAAAACAGAAUGUAUACCUGCCUGUAGCAAUGGCAGUACAGAAGCUAAAACAACAGGUAGAACUGCCUGGAGCGGUGCUAAUACUCAAGUCACUACUGGAGUAAAACCUGUAAAAAGCCCAGCUUCAUUAAAAUCUUCAUGUUGUUCUGGGAAAGACAAAAAAAAACUAAAGAAAUCCAGAAAAAGGAACAACACACCGUUAGGGGAAAUAUUUUCUCAUAGAAGCAAAUCAAUAACCAAUUCUUCUAAUCAGAGAAAGAACAAACGCACCACAAAAAAGUAAUUUGUAUUAUUUCCUUAUGAAAUACAUCCAACACUUCAAAUAUAUUGAUAGAUUUCAGAAUAAAACUACUUUUUUACAAAAUUCUUUACCGUUAAACAAAACAUAUCUAGAUAGGAGUAGUUUUAGUACUGAUAAAGCUAUUAUUAAUAAAGUUUAGUAUGUUCAUGCAAAUAGAUAGAAUCUUAAGACUGGUGUUUGAGAUGGGCAGAAGAUUGAUUUUUUUCUGUAUUGACAAGAAACACACCUAUGAUACACAAUAUCUUUAAGGCACAACAGACUGAAAAAAUCGUAACUAUUUGAAGUGUACUGCAUUUCAAAACAAAGAUUAUAUCCCUUCAAUUUUGCCUAUGUUCAAUAUAGAAAUUUCUAAGUUAAAUAACAUUUGUUAAAUUGUAUUAUUACAUUACAGAACCUGUCUCCAUCAUUCAUGGGCUCUCUUUUGCCCAUUUC
Molecule: messenger RNA, 3234 nt
Organism: Callorhinchus milii (elephant shark)
Lineage: Eukaryota; Metazoa; Chordata; Chondrichthyes; Chimaeriformes; Callorhinchidae
Exons: 7
Coding region: 1-2784 (927 amino acids)
Source: RefSeq, a predicted model, not a curated record